Messenger RNA from Colletotrichum spaethianum, 1314 nucleotides. Its product is annotated as AP-2 complex subunit mu. The transcript is spliced from 3 exons. Gene Ontology annotation, cellular component: cytoplasmic vesicle; AP-2 adaptor complex. The record is from RefSeq and is a predicted model, not a curated record. The coding region runs from base 1 to 1314 and encodes 437 amino acids. Lineage: Eukaryota; Fungi; Ascomycota; Sordariomycetes; Glomerellales; Glomerellaceae. Gene Ontology annotation, biological process: clathrin-dependent endocytosis; intracellular protein transport. Gene Ontology annotation, molecular function: clathrin-cargo adaptor activity.
AUGCUGUCCGGAAUCCUCAUCUUCAAUCAGAAGGGCGAGAACCUCAUCUUCCGCGCCUUUCGUAACGACUGCAGACCCAGGCUUGCCGACGUCUUCCGGAUUCAAGUGAUCUCGAACGCCCAAGUCCGGUCUCCAAUCCUGACCCUCGGCAGCACCACCUUCAGCCAUGUUAAGCACGAGAACAUCUACCUGGUCGCCAUCACCAAGAGCAAUGCCAAUGCCGCACUGGUCUUCGAGUUCCUCUACCGCCUGAUCGCGCUGGGGCGGGGCUACUUUGGCAAGUUUGAUGAGGAAGCUGUCAAGAACAACUUCGUGCUUGUCUAUGAGCUGCUCGAUGAGAUCAUUGACUUUGGCUAUCCUCAAAACACCGAAACCGACACCCUCAAGAUGUACAUCACCACCGAAGGCGUCAAGUCCGAACGCGCCGCCGAGGACUCGGCCAAGAUCACAAUGCAGGCAACAGGCGCGCUCUCGUGGCGCAAGGCGGAUGUUAAGUACAGGAAGAACGAGGCUUUCGUCGACGUGAUCGAAGACGUCAACCUCCUCAUGUCCGCCACGGGAGCCGUCCUCCGUGCGGAUGUCACCGGCCAGAUCGUCAUGCGCGCCUACUUGUCCGGUACGCCAGAGUGCAAGUUCGGUCUCAACGACCGUCUGCUUCUCGACAACGACGGGCUCUUGAGCCUACCGAGCGGUAACAGAAUGGGCACCAAGGCGACCAAGGCGGCGGCGGGUAGCGUCACUCUCGAAGACUGCCAGUUCCACCAGUGCGUGAAGCUCGGCAAGUUCGACAGCGACCGCAUCAUCUCCUUCGUUCCACCUGAUGGCGAAUUCGAGCUCAUGCGCUACCGCGCUACCGAGAAUGUCAACCUGCCGUUCAAGGUUCACGCCAUUGUCAACGAGGUGGGCCGCACAAAGGUCGAAUACAGCAUCGGCAUCAAGGCCAACUUCGGCUCCAAGCUCUUCGCCACCAACGUCGUCGUCCGCAUCCCCACCCCGCUCAACACUGCUAAGAUCACGGAGCGCUGCACCCAGGGUAAGGCCAAAUACGAACCUAGCGAGAACAACAUUGUGUGGAAGAUUGGCCGGUUUACUGGACAGAGCGAGUUCGUGCUGAGCGCCGAGGCUAUUCUGACGAGCAUGACAAACCAGCGCGCAUGGUCGCGGCCGCCGCUGAGCCUCAACUUUAGCCUGUUGAUGUUCACGAGUUCGGGCUUGUUGGUCAGGUACCUGAAGGUGUUUGAGAAGAGCAAUUACUCGAGCGUCAAGUGGGUGCGGUACAUGACGAGGGCGGGUUCCUAUGAGAUACGCUUCUAG